AUGUCCGUCAUUACAGAUACCGUUCUUUCGUUUAAGUUGGCUGCCCUAGUGAUAUACAAGGAGAAGCUACUUGGAGUCACAUUUUUAGUUGCAGCCCUGCUUGUGGCUCAGUUUCACCGAGUCAGAACGGCAACUUCAUUCUUGGUCCGACGUAUUCACGGCGUUUUGUAUCUUUUCUCAGGACCCGAGCUCAUCGAUCGUGCAUAUAAUCGGGCUCAAGGGAAACCCUUCAAAGUUUCCACUCCAUCUAAUGACUAUCUUUUCAUCACGUCCACCAGUCUUAUCAAGGAGCUCAUAAAUGCGCCAUCCCAACACUUAUCGCUACAUGCCGUAGCUAAAGAGAUCCUACAACCUAACUACACGAUGUGUGGUUUUGAGGUGCAAGACCAUCGUGGAAUUGAAGGCACGGGAUAUGUCCGUGCCCUUCGAAGCCUUCUUACUUCUCACCUCCCGAAAUUCCAACCUCAUCUAGAGGGGAUAGUGAAGAAUGCUCUGUUGACUGGGCUGAGAGACGUGCAAUCAGACGGUAUUGAAGCCAACUGGUUUGCGCAUGCCAAAAUUUUCCCUUUGAUGAAGACACUCGUUACUAGAGUCAACUGCUUCAUCUUCUUUGGUGAAGAACUCUCCCAAAACACGGAAUUUACCUCUGCCGCCUUGGAUUUCCCUCAAGACGUGGCCUUUGCGGCUGAGUUUUUGCGUAUCACUCCGGAAUUCAUGCGGCCACUGGUGGCAUCCAUCGCCACCAAUCGACACAAAGCCGCGACAACACUCUACCGCUACCUGGUGCCAAUUAUUGAGCAGCGACUCGCAAUUAGAGGACUUCAGUCCAACGAGGCUACACCUAUGGAUUGUAUGCAAUGGUUGAUUGACAACUCGCCUCGCAAAAACCCCUGGACGCCUGCGAAAAUGGUGGGCGAGAUUAUGGCGGUUUGGUUUGGAUCGGUGCAUCAAUUGGCCAUGACGUCGACAUAUGCGAUUCAAGAUUUAUGUCUACAUCCCGAAUACGUUGAGCCAUUGGCUAUAGAGAUUCGAGACUGCUUUCACGCGGAGGAUUCUCCAAGAGAUGUUGAAAGACUGCCGCUGCUUGACAGCUUCAUCAAGGAAUCAGUUCGCAACAGCAACUUCGAUGCCAUUACGUGCCGGCGCAAGGCUCUCGUUCCGUAUAUCUUCCAAGAUGGCUCAUCCCUCAACAAGGGCGAUUGGGCAUGUAUCCCCCAGCGAGCCAUGAUGCAAGACAGCACGCGAUACAGAGACCCGCAGACUUUUGAUGGCUUCAGAUUCGCGCAUGACAACGCCCAACUCCAUCAUCAAAAGCAACCCAUCAACAUGUCUGACCGGAAGGAGUCCAAGUUUACCGAUGCCACUCUUGAUUGGCCAAUUUGGGGACUUGGCAAUGCGGUUUGUCCCGGCCGAUUCUAUGCCUCGCUAGUGACUAAACUCAUCUUGAUCCGCAUCUUGGAAGACUGGGAGUGCAAGAUACUUGAGCCUGAAGCACCAAGAUCUAUGACCUGGAGGUCGAGCAUCGUGCCCCGGAGCAGCACCAUCAUCAUGUUUCGCAAAAAACAUCUUUAG
Messenger RNA from Trichoderma breve, 1572 nucleotides. RefSeq names its product cytochrome p450 domain-containing protein. NCBI's taxonomy places the organism in Eukaryota, Fungi, Ascomycota, Sordariomycetes, Hypocreales, Hypocreaceae. Gene Ontology annotation, molecular function: iron ion binding; heme binding; monooxygenase activity. The record is from RefSeq and is a predicted model, not a curated record. The transcript is spliced from 10 exons. Bases 1 to 1572 code for a protein of 523 amino acids.